Molecule: messenger RNA, 1032 nt
Organism: Danaus chrysippus (African queen)
Lineage: Eukaryota; Metazoa; Arthropoda; Insecta; Lepidoptera; Nymphalidae
Source: the annotation of a GenBank genome assembly
AUGCGUUCAGUUGUGGAAAUCGGGGCAAGUGUCCCCGCUUUUUUGGGAAAAUUGUGGAAAUUAGUAAAUGAUUCAGAAACGAAUCAUUUAAUAUCUUGGAGUCCAGGUGGAAAAACAUUUGUUAUAAAGAAUCAAGCUGAUUUCGCAAGAGAACUGUUACCACUUUAUUAUAAACACAACAAUAUGGCUAGUUUCAUCAGGCAAUUGAAUAUGUAUGGGUUUCAUAAAAUAACUUCAGUGGAAAAUGGAGGUUUGAGGUAUGAAAAGGAUGAAAUUGAAUUUUCACAUCCCUGUUUUAUGAGAGGACAUGCAUAUCUAUUGGAACAUAUAAAAAGAAAAAUUGCCAAUCCAAAGUCCAUAGUGGCGAGCAGUGAAAGUGGUGAGAAAAUUCUCUUGAAACCAGAAAUAAUGAACAAAGUGUUAGCUGAUGUAAAACAAAUGAAGGGGAAACAGGAGAGUCUGGACGCUAAGUUCAGCGCGAUGAAGCAAGAAAAUGAAGCAUUGUGGAGGGAAGUAGCAAUACUGCGUCAAAAACAUAUUAAACAACAACAAAUUGUUAACAAUCUCAUACAAUUCCUGAUGUCAUUGGUCCAACCAUCAAGAGCUCCCAGUUCCACUGGUAACAAUGUUGGAGUAAAGAGGCCAUAUCAAUUGAUGAUUAAUAAUGCGGCACACAACUGCGGUGAUAGCUCAUACCCUGGUAGGCUUAAGAAUAUUAAAAUUGACAAGGACAUUGCAUUGGAAGAUUUAAGUGAAGAAAACUUGGAGGAUGGGCCCACUAUACAUGAAUUGGCACAUGAUGACAUAUUGCACAAUGAAGCAUCUCAGGAUUCAUUGGACGAUAACUUUGUGUCGGUUGAUUUAGCAAACAACCCACUUAUUGCCAACUCACACAAUAACUCUGACCCAACAACAUCCUCUCGGUACCAUGUAACAAUGGAAGACGGUGAAGAUCUGGAAACUGAUCGUUCAAGAUUAUCGUUGCCUAUAGUCAAUUCCAAUGGUUUAUGGAAACGCGACACCAGCCCAUAG